This is a messenger RNA of Zerene cesonia (dogface butterfly), 3188 nucleotides long. It is a transcript of the gene mal, whose product is annotated as molybdenum cofactor sulfurase. Bases 237 to 2708 code for a protein of 823 amino acids. Gene Ontology annotation, molecular function: pyridoxal phosphate binding; molybdenum ion binding; molybdenum cofactor sulfurtransferase activity. The record is from RefSeq and is a predicted model, not a curated record. NCBI's taxonomy places the organism in Eukaryota, Metazoa, Arthropoda, Insecta, Lepidoptera, Pieridae. Gene Ontology annotation, biological process: Mo-molybdopterin cofactor biosynthetic process. The transcript has 7 exons.
AGUACAUAUCCCGUUAAAAACUACAAUUAAUUAUAAUUUAUGCGUAAUGUUACAAUAAUAAGAUUAAAAGUAUGCCAAAUAUGUAAAAAAUAAAUACUAAUUAUGUAACAUGGAAUGGUAUAUAGCAGUGACUACAAAGAUAUCAGAAUAUAGCCUUGUCUUGUUAUGAUUCGUUUUCUCAAUAUUUGUUAUCGUAAGUUAUAGAGCAAAAGGUCCUCAAACUGGACUUAAUAAAAAUGAUUCCCCUCAGUAAAGUUAUAAAUCAUGAACAUAUGUUAGAUAUUUGUAAAGAAUUCAGUAGAUUACGAGAAAAAUGUUAUUUAGAAAAUGCUGGAGCUGCAUUAUAUCCUGCAAGUCUACUUGCGAGAGUGAAUGAAGAUUUAAUGAACAAUGUUUAUAUGAACCCACACUCUGAUAAAUAUACAAAAGACUGUAUAGAGCAGAUAAGAUGUUUAAUAUUAAAACAUUUUAAUACAAAUCCAUCCAAUUAUACUGUGAUAUUUACAUCUGGUACCACACAAUCAUUAAAAUUAGUCCUCGAAUCAUUUAAAUUUAAUUGCCAAGAAGAUGAAUUUAAUCAUGGAUCUUUUAUGUAUUUAAGCGAUAAUCAUACAUCAGUUAUUGGUUUAAGGGAAAUAGCUAAAGAGAAAAAUGUUGACAUUAUUCAUAUAUCACAAGAGGAAUUUUUACAAUCAGUUAAAAAUGUAUCACACUUGAAGGCCAGAAGUGUUCAACCAGAAAACAAUAAAGGCAACUCUCUUAUUGUAUACCCAGCCCAAAAUAAUUUUAAUGGCUAUAAGUUUCCAUUGAAUAGUACCGAGAAUAUUAAAAAUGGUUGCUUAAAUAGUUACUUGAAGAAACAAUUAUGUGGAACUAACUGCAACUGGUAUGUCCUUUUGGAUGCAGCUUCAUAUGUAUCCACAAAUAUGUUGGAUUUGUCAGUACACCAACCAGAUUUUGUGUGUUUGUCUUUUUACAAGAUAUUUGGCUACCCUACCGGCCUUGGUGCAUUGAUAGUGAAUAACAAAGCUAUUUCAGUAUUAAGUGAAAAGAAAUAUUUUGGGGGUGGAACAGUUGAUAUAGUUCUGAGCAAUGAAGAUUUCCAUGUCAAAAGGGAGAAUUUAUAUGAACGAUUUGAAGAUGGUACAAUUUCCUUUUUAUCAAUCAUUGCCUUGAAGCAUUGUUAUGAUACUUUAUAUUCAUUAAUACCAAAAGUGGUUCACAAUGACGUUAUGGAAACCAUAUCACAUCACACUUUUUACUUGGCUCAAGACUUAUAUACGCAACUGUGUAAACUCAAGCAUGACAAUGGAAUGAAGGCAGCUGUAUUAUAUGUGGAUUCAGAUUUUACUGAUGUACAAAAACAAGGCGGAAUAGUUGCUUUUAAUCUUAAGAGGAAAGAUGGCACAUUUAUUGGUUAUGCAGAGUUUCAGCAUAUGGCAGAUUUAUUUAAUAUAAGUAUCAGAACGGGCUGUUUUUGUAACGCCGGAACAUGCCAAAGACAUCUUAACCUAAGUAAUAAAAGUAUGAAAGCAAUGUAUAAAGCUGGACACAAGUGUGGCGAUGAUUUGGAUUUAGUAAAUGGAAAACCAACCGGUGCAAUAAGGGUCUCUUUUGGAUAUUACAACACAUACCAUGAUGUUGAUAAAUUAAUCAAUAUGAUUUGUAAAUGCUUUGUGAAUACCAUACUAGACAAACCUCCAAGAAUGUUGAAUAUUUAUAAAAAUAUUCAACAGACACAGAGAAAUGUGACAAUAUAUGAUAGAAAAAUCGAAGACUGUUUGGAUGAGGGUACUUACAUAAAUAUCAAUAACAACACCACAUACACAUAUAACCCAAAAAUUGUACUUACAGAAAUUUCCAUAUUUCCUAUAAAAUCUUGUGGGGCAUUCAAAAUUAAAUCGGCCUGGAAAAUAGGUUCUAAAGGUUUUGAAUAUGAUAGGGAAUGGAUGGUGGUCAAAGAUAAUGGUGUCUGUCUCACACAAAAGCAAUGUCCUCAGAUGUGUACCAUUCGACCAGAAAUUAAUUUGGAAAGCAAAUCCUUGCUCUUGCAUUGUCAUGACAUGCCUUCCAUAACAAUACCACUUGAUCAAAAAUUAAAAAAUGAUUAUCAGGAGUCAUCUCUCUGUCGCAGUAAAGUUUGUACUGACAUCAUAAAAGGUUUUGAUUGUGGUGAUGAAGUGGCUGAUUGGGUUUCCAAUGCCCUAGGAAUAUCAUUCUUGAGAUUAAUACGACAGUCAAGUGAUGACAACAGAACACAAAAGAAAAAAUCUGAAGAGGGCAAAAAAUUGCUAUCCUUAAGUAAUCAAGCACAAUUUCUUCUAAUUAAUAGAGCUACUGUCAAUUGGUUGAAGGGUAAAAUUCAGGAUCCAUUAUUUGAUGAUGAUCUGGAAUCAUUGACAGAUCGUUUUAGAGGAAACUUAAUUAUUGACACCACAAAGGAACUUAUUGAAAAAGAAUGGAAGAAGGUUAUUAUAGGGGAGCAUGAGUUUAAUGUUGAAGGCCAGUGUCCUAGAUGCCAAAUGGUGUGCAUAGAUCAGAAAACGGGACAAAAAACAGUAGAGCCUCUCAGAACAAUAUCUGAGCAAUUUGGUGGUAAACUGCAAUUUGGUGUGUAUUUAAGCUAUGUUGGUACAGUAAAUGGAUCUCGUCCAUCAAGUUUAAAUAUAUUUUCUCAAGUUACACCAUUAUGUGUUGAUGGUUCCUAAAAUUUAGUAUAAAUAUAUUUUUUAUUAGAUUUAUAGAUGUUAUUUUUUGUGUGUUAACAUACUUUGUUAUAAUUGUAUUUGUUUUACUUGAGUAUUUUAUAUUUAGAAAAUAAUUUCUAAUUGUUUUUAAUACCUCAGAAUGUUGAAGCAAAAUUUGCAUUAUUUAAUGGAUUUUGUUGAGUCAUAUUCAGUCAUAAAUAUCAUAUAAAAAUAGUUGUUUUACUAUUUUUAUAUGAUAUUUAUAGCAUAUACAGGAUAGUUAGGUUAUAAGUAGAUUUGAGUGUUAUAAAUUUUUGAAUGUUGCAUACACAAGAUUAAAAUUUAAUUUUAAAGAAUUCUUGAUGUUACCAUUGUAUACUUACAAGAUUUCAUUGAUUGCAUAAUAAUUCUUUAUUCCUUUAUUUAAUUUAUAGUAGUGUUAUUAAAACAACUUUCUACUUAUUAUGAGGCAUGAUUUUCCACACAUACCAUUGUGUACUU